CAAGCGGCUCCACAGAAAAAGACGGGCAGACAUCAUUUCUCUCUCGGCGUUAUUGGACUAGUAUCCUUACUACGACGACGACAAAGAAGAGACAAACAUAUUUACAAUUUUCCCCAUUGAAUAGGAAUAAAAUCAUCACCUUUCCCUUUAGCCAUGGCCGACACAGCUGUUGUAGACACGACCGCCACUGCAGAGGUUACAGCCAAGGAGCUGAAAGAAAAGAAAGAAGUAGAAGAGGAGACGAAGACGACGGCGGACAACGGGGACGCACCUGCUAAUGGCACAAAUGGUGACAACCACAGUGAUGACAAAGUUGACGCUGCAGAGGAAGAGGAGCACAAGAAUGGAGAUGGCAAUGCAGAUGAGGCGCCCCCUGCUGAGGAGACGGACGCACAGCCCGUGAAGCGUGCAGCUGAUGAGGAAGAAGAGGAGGAGAAAGCGGAGACCAAAAAACAGAAGACGGAGGAGAACGGAGAUUCAAAAGAGGCAGAAGUGGAGGCUUAAAAAUUCCGGAGGCCCCCCACCCCCAGUCAACAUCGUGUUGUAGAGCUUGUGCUUUUUUUUUUUUUUUUUUUUUUUUUCUUCCCCCACCCUCCAAAGACAUUUUGUUUUUGGAUUUGCGCCCAUGUUCUCACAUUGCACUGAAGUUGUUGUGAAACAUUAUGGCCCUCUCCUUUAUUUUUCUUUUUGUUAAUUUCUUUUACCAAAUGUUAUUUAUUGGUCUUUUAAAAUGAGCCCCCGCCCUCCUUUUAUACAGGGCCAUGCUAUGAGAUCAGUUUAUUUCCAUUUUGAGCACAAUCUCUGUCAAGUCAGUGCUGACCAGCUGAUUCAUCAACAUUCUUCAGGCAGCUGCUCAUGUUGACCUCUCAAGAUUCACUUUGAGGACCAAAGAUAAGUUUUAAGCAGGGGAUAAUGUUAAUAGUUUAAAAAAAAAAAAAAAAGACAUUAGUUAAAGCAUAAUCUUUUUGUGUUUGAGCUGCUAGUUAAUCCUUGGCUUGGCUGCCCUGUUAACAUAACAGAUGGAGCAAAUAAUAUGAAAAGGGACUCCAUAUAAUUGCUGAAGGUGGGCUUGGUUUGUUUUCUUUUUUUGCAAUAUUAAUUAACCCCUCUUAAAUCUUAAUGCUUUGGUCGUUUUCUGUAUGCAUUCCACGCAGUUUUGUACCAUUUACAACUUAUUUUGGUUAUGUUUUCUUUUACAAUGAGUUUACAUUUAUGGCUGAGUAACUUGACUUGGUGUCCAAAAACUGCCUCUCAAGAACCUGGAUAUUUCAGUUACUCCAGCCAACUGCUUUGUAUAUUCUGAAACAAAAUAAAUUGUCUUUUUACUUA
Dunckerocampus dactyliophorus (ringed pipefish) is the source of this 1329-nucleotide messenger RNA. Its product is annotated as prothymosin alpha-A. The transcript is spliced from 5 exons. Gene Ontology annotation, molecular function: histone binding. Lineage: Eukaryota; Metazoa; Chordata; Actinopteri; Syngnathiformes; Syngnathidae. Gene Ontology annotation, cellular component: nucleus. Gene Ontology annotation, biological process: negative regulation of apoptotic process; positive regulation of transcription by RNA polymerase II. The coding region runs from base 154 to 504 and encodes 116 amino acids. The record is from RefSeq and is a predicted model, not a curated record.